Messenger RNA from Alternaria infectoria, 1647 nucleotides. RefSeq lists its product as uncharacterized. Lineage: Eukaryota; Fungi; Ascomycota; Dothideomycetes; Pleosporales; Pleosporaceae. The transcript is spliced from 2 exons. Gene Ontology annotation, molecular function: protein binding. The record is from RefSeq and is a predicted model, not a curated record. The coding region runs from base 1 to 1647 and encodes 548 amino acids.
AUGAGUUUCUCCGCCCUUCCAACAGAGCUGCUCAGCAUGAUCUUUGAUGAGAUCCGAAGCAAAGAGGAUAUGCAAGCCGUUUCUCUCGUCUGCCACAAAUGGCGCGUUAAUCUUGCACCGCUGAUGUGGUACACGUUGAACACCGAUCUUCUGCUAAGCAAAUCUCAGUCCAUGAAAGCACUUGUCAAUUCGCAGAGCUUGAUACUCCCUCAUAUCCGACGGAUUAUCAUAGCAACACCACGACGAGCCGCGGGCGAUUCGUUUGAAAUGAAUCAAAUCGAGCACAAAUUACGUCUACUGUUAACGUUCCUACCUCACGAUCGCAUCACGCACUUCAUGGCCACCACGUUGAGACCCAGCCGUCAUACCAUCCAUAUGCUCCUCAAAUCCCAGCGGAAGCUCAAAGAAUUGAACUUCCGCAUCAGGCCCGACGAGGCCUUCACGGGCAAGGGGCCACUUCCUCUCCACACAGCUGGUCCUUUGAUGGAGCCUCCCCUGAAAGACCUCACUGGACUAGCUGUAUAUGUUCAUUGCCAUCCGAAGGUUGCGGAAAACUCUUUUGAGUACUACCGCAAACUUCUCACAUACGUUCCCAAGCUGCAGACCCUAUCCAUAGUGGGCACGCUCUUUGACGAUCGUCCACUCGACCGGUUGGACAUGCAACACGUCCUACGGCAUGACAUAAAAGAGCCGAUUCUGACAAGUCUCACUACCCUCCGUCUGAAGCUUAUCGACCUUGGAAUGAGCCACAAGGCGAUUUCCAGGAACAUGAACUUUGCUAACCUUCGCACAUUGUCACUGAUUGGCUGCAAUUACAUGGCGCCCUUCUUAGAUAACCUCCUGGUACAACGCGCCAACAGUGACGGCAGUUAUCUUUCCCAUCUUUCCGAUCUGGAGAUCUUCUUCCCUUCUAAUUCACUUCAUCCCGACAACGACAUUCAGGCUGUCCAACGCUUCCUCGAGACUGGUCCUAAACUUGACAAGCUCAUCUUGGACGCAUCGCGCCAUGCCUUGAUAAACAAAGACGCUAUCAUCGCUCAGUCUAAGCUCAAGUUACUGGGACUGGGUACCGGUGAGGAGAGGAGAGGGCGCUCAUAUGCUGUGGAAGACGUCAAAGCGAUCCUAGCCGCCUGUUCAGAGCUCGCAAACAUCGCCAUUAAUCUCCCUGCAGUGAGCCUAGGAUCCCUUAUCGAUCUAGCUCAUGACUUCAGACUGGGAAGACCCCAAAACUUUCUCACACAUGUAGAGACUGAGUUCGAAGCCAUGCUCACCGUACUCGCCCAACACACCCAGCUUCACACACUCCGCAUAUUGAACCUCCCAGAUUUCGGAGAGAUCGAAUUAACACACAAAUCCGACUCGCUCAACUCCACCGAACAUCGCUUAGCCCGCGUUAUGUACCAGAAUUUCGCAACGGAGAUCAUGCGCUUCAUGGCAAAAUGCGGUACCGCACCCAUAUUCUUUGACACCCGGCCUAGCAUUACUUAUCAAAUCUUCGAUGAGUGUUGCUGGCCUGCGUAUCUGUUCAAUAAAGGGUAUGUUUGUGAUGCGAGAGGGAAGAGGGAGGUGAUGGCGGUGCCCCUGGACAGAUAUCCGCAGGAUGAUAAAGAGUCGCUUGUGAUGCGUAUGGCGGGGUCGAGUAUCUGA